Molecule: messenger RNA, 724 nt
Organism: Carica papaya (papaya)
Lineage: Eukaryota; Viridiplantae; Streptophyta; Magnoliopsida; Brassicales; Caricaceae
Source: RefSeq, a predicted model, not a curated record
UGGGUUGAGGAUCUCAGUUAAAGUUUUGUCUCUUUCAUUUCAAGCUGGCCUAGUUGAACCUUUUUAUGGUACAAUUUCUUUGUAUAAUAGGGAAAGAAGGGAACAAUUGUCAGAAGAUUUCCAUUUUAGUGUUCUGCCUACUGAAAUGCAGGAUGUUACAAUUUCUUCUGAACCUCGUGGAAUUUUUUAUUUAGAUGCUCCAUCAGCAUCAGUCUGUCUUUUGAUACAAUUGGAGAAGCCUGCCACAGAGGAAGGCGGGGUUACCGCUUCUGUUUAUUCACGUAAAGAACCUGUCCACUUGACUGAGAGAGAAAAACAGAAGCUGCAGGUGUGGUCUCGGAUUAUGCCUUACAGAGAAUCCUUUGCCUGGGCAAUUGUUCCAUUGUUUGAUAACAGCAUUGGUGCAGCUUCGGGUGGGUCUGCUUCCCCUAGCAGUCCACUUGCUCCUAGUAUGUCUGGGUCAAGUUCCCAUGAGGGUGUCUUCGAACCCAUCGCCAAGAUCAUGUUAGAUGGGAAGCUAGGAUACUCUGGUGGAAGCUCUGUUGUUGUUGAAAUCUCUAACUUGAACAAAGUCAAAGAAAGCUACAUUGAGGAGUCACUUCAGUAUGGCGAUAUUCCUCUGCAGAACAAAUUCUCCAGGUACACGGUUUUUGACUUCCUCAAAGUGCAUGUGGUGAUGGUUGGUUAUAAGGAGGAUGAGCUAUGGGCUUGGCAUGUCAUCUAA